This is a messenger RNA of Symbiodinium necroappetens, 1989 nucleotides long. The record is from the annotation of a GenBank genome assembly. Lineage: Eukaryota; Dinophyceae; Suessiales; Symbiodiniaceae.
AUGGCCCGCGCUGGGACCCGGCCCCUUGUAAGCUUCGAGAUGUGGUUUGGAUUUGACGUGUGCGUCCUUCCAGGAGGAGACCUUGCCACAGGAGUUCGUGAGCUCACUAGCGGGAGUAGCGCCUUUGAAGCACGAUCAGCCAGGCGAAGGACAUUAGUUUGCAGUCACCCACGGCCGCUGGGCGCUUGGCUCUGCAAGGCGAUGUUGGGAUGGCUCCUUCUUAUGGUCUGCGCAAGGAUCUCUCAGAUGGCAGAGGCAGGAGGCAUGAAGGAAGUCUUGAAAGGGAUCAGCUAUGGGCCCGCGCCGCUCAAGGCGGCAGGCAGGUUACCCAACGACGAUUUCAUGGCAGACUCUGCCAAGGCGCAGUGGAGUACAUCUGGACGUGGAGAUUUGGCCAUCAUGAAAAAGCUGGGAGCUAAUGCGGUACGGCUGUACGGCAAUGAUCCUCGAGAGGAUCACAAACCAUUCCUGGAUGAAGCGCACAGUCAGGGACUACAGGUAAUACCUGGGAUGAGCGACUAUCCAUACACGCAGAUGCCGAAAAACUGCAUCACGACGGAAUACAACUGCUAUUCGCAGAUCAAAGAGCAGUACAAGAGUAAUCUGGAGAACGGCUUCCUCGACAAAGCCGGCUCGUAUCAUCCCGCCCUAAAGACUAUCAUAGUGAUCAACGAGCCGGACCUGAAGAUUCCAGGGGAGUCGCAGCCCAAAAAGUUCAGCAGGGCGAUCAUAAGCGCUAUCGACGGCAUGCUGGAUGCUGAGAAGGAGGCUGGUGCCAGUGGGAACUUCCCCAACUUCACGGCCACCUUUUCCUUCGGUGUCUGCACGGCUUGUCCGGGAUCGAAGUCGAAGCCCUCACUCGGCCAAAUGCUGGAGCUGCGACGUGCCAUGGAGAAGCCGGAGGACUAUGGCUACACACCGAAGAACGAUCUGGCCAAGAUUUACAGAUCACGGUUCACGAACAGCUUCAACACUAACAACCCCGCGACCGACAUGAAACCACUUUUCCUCGAUGACUAUGAGGCACUGUUUGCAACGACUCCUGUCUUUAUCGGUGAGUAUCAUGCACCGCACGUUCCAGUUGGCCAGGACCUGCAGAAAAUCUUGUCCAUCGCAGAAAGCUCGAGCUUGGCUGGAAUCAGUUUCUUUGAGUACCAGGUUCGCUAUGACAAGGGGGGAUCCGAGAUGGAGUUUGGCAUGUUUGGUUUGGGCGUGCAGAAGAUUGCCAGCAUGGACUUCUUCGGCACGUCCUUCCCUGUGUGGUGCCUGACCGAAGUGGCCGACAAGAAGUCUUCCGGCGUCACUGUUGUUGACGAGCUUGCGAAAGCAUUUGGAGGCCCCGGUAUCAAGGCGAACGAGCUUUGUGUCAUCGAUCCGCAGAAGGUUCCGAUCUCGGAGGAUGGCUACGAAGCUGUUUUGUCUUUGAAGGAUGUUGAAAAGAUGGCAACCUUUGUGUCGCGUGUCGUGGAGCACAUGGGAGGCUCUGUGACAGACAAGAGCCAGUUGCAGAGCUUUGCCAAGAGGUACACAGGAAGCACAGUUGUGGUUGAAACAGCGCGAUUCUUGGCCGCGGCUGGAAACUUCAGCUUCGCCUCCAUGGCCUCGGAUCUCGGUCAGCAUCCAUCUUGGAUCAGCUGGGAUGCAAUGGCUGCCUGUGUUGCCGAUCGAGCUUCAGAUGAGGGCAGUGUGGGACAGGCAAUCAGCUAUGCUUGCGGCAAGCUCCACUCCUUCAACUGUUCAGAAUUACCGGAUAGCUGCACUCAGGACGUAUGGCUGAAGGCGGACUAUGUCCUCAGUUUGUUUUACCUGCGGCAGGUCACCAGCGGAACUCCACUACAGGAUUGCAGCUUCAAUGGUGCUGCAAUGUUCGCACCAGCGUCUACAUACAGAGCUAUUGAUUCGAGGUGUGUCAUCACUAAGGAUGCUGCCACCACGGCUCUCAGCGAGGAAGGCUACCAGACAGUGAUCAGCAGCAACAGCACUGCUCAG